This is a messenger RNA of Scheffersomyces amazonensis, 552 nucleotides long. RefSeq lists its product as uncharacterized. Bases 67 to 339 code for a protein of 90 amino acids. The record is from RefSeq and is a predicted model, not a curated record. The transcript is spliced from 2 exons. Gene Ontology annotation, cellular component: mitochondrion. NCBI's taxonomy places the organism in Eukaryota, Fungi, Ascomycota, Pichiomycetes, Serinales, Debaryomycetaceae.
CCAUACCUAUUAACUAGCUUAAACAAUAGACUCAUAGUAAUAACCAUAGUAGUUAUAUAGAUCAUCAUGUCAGUUACUGAGUUCCCACCACUUCUCUCCGAUGAAGAUUUACAAAAAUAUAAAGUUCCAUUAAGAUGGAGAGAUAGAUGUGCAGCUUAUUUUGCACUUUAUCAUACAUGUCUUAUUAGACAAUCAGCCAAUUCAUCUGUUAAUUGUAAACUCGAUAAACAUGCAUGGGAAGAAUGUGAAAACUUGGACUAUAUAAGAAGACAAAAGGAAUUGAGUGAAGUUAAGGAAGCCAGAAGAGCUGAAUUGGCUGCAGCCAGUGAAUCUGAUUAAUUCUUCAAUUGUUAUCUUUCUCCAUUAUGACAGUUCAUGUCCUCCAUUUGCAUUUUCACAUCUGUUUCUAUAGAAAUAAGAAACGGAUUUGAAUAUUGAAACUUUGCAUUCCUACUCCAUGGGAACCAUCAGUUUGUAUACUAUACUAUAACAAAAAAAUACAGUUGAUAUAUAUAUAUAUAUAUAUAUAUAUAUAUAUAUAUGUAUAUGUAU